UCAAUCACGAAAGAUUAUCCUAAGUAUGAUGGUUACGUUGACUUUUCUUAUUGUAGGACUUCUAAAUCAUCAGUGGCUUAAACAAACAGAGUUUCCUCAGAAAUCCAGAAAGUUAUGUGCUUUAAUUGCAGAAUAUGGUUCGAGGUUUUAUAAUUAUCAGGCCAGACUUCGUAUGCCCAAAGAGCAACUGGAACUUUUAAAGAAGGAACACCAGACUCUGGAAAACAAUUUUCGUGAAAUUCUAUUUUUAAAUGAACAGAUAGAUGUUCUGAAGGCAUUACUCAGCGAUAUGAAGGCUGGUGUGUAUAAUUACAGCUGGAAUGCCCACGAAUACCCUGCCCAGGAUCAGGACAACACGGAGGAAAUGUCAAACUUGGUCAAUUAUGUCCUUAAAAGGUGGAGAGAGGACCAAGUCCAGAUGGCUGAUUAUGCCCUGAAGUCAGCCGGAGCCUCCAUUAUUGAAGCUGAGACCUCGGAAAGUUACAAAAAUACUAAGGCAAAACUAUACUGGCAUGGGAUAGGAUUACUAAAUUAUGAAAUGCCUCCAGAUAUUAUCCUUCAGCCAGAUGUCUAUCCUGGAAAGUGCUGGGCCUUUCCAGGUUCACAGGGUCACACACUAAUCAAACUUGCCAAGAAGAUCAUCCCAACUGCUGUUACUAUGGAGCACAUCUCAGAGAAGGUGUCUCCCUCAGGAAACAUUUCUAGUGCACCCAGGGAAUUUUCCGUCUAUGGUAUCAUGAAAAAAUGUGAAGAAGAAAUUUUCCUGGGUCAGUUUAUAUAUAACAAAACAGGAAGCACCGUUCAAACAUUUGUACUUCAGAGUCCACGGCACCCCAGGUGGUCACACCUAGAAGAGCUGGUGCAGAAGGCUGUGACCACAUGUCCAGAAUAUUCAAGGACCUUUAUUCCCUUAGAUGAUACCACACCCAUAGGAAUUGAGAAUUGGAAGUGGGAAGAAAAGCUCAAAGUGGUUCAUACUUGUCUGUAAAAAGUGAAUUUUACUAAUAAAAAAAAUGAAAGUA
Messenger RNA from Carlito syrichta (Philippine tarsier), 1022 nucleotides. RefSeq names its product Sad1 and UNC84 domain containing 3 (gene SUN3). Gene Ontology annotation, cellular component: meiotic nuclear membrane microtubule tethering complex; nuclear envelope. Lineage: Eukaryota; Metazoa; Chordata; Mammalia; Primates; Tarsiidae. The transcript is spliced from 9 exons. Gene Ontology annotation, molecular function: protein-membrane adaptor activity. Bases 26 to 988 code for a protein of 320 amino acids. The record is from RefSeq and is a predicted model, not a curated record. Gene Ontology annotation, biological process: nuclear envelope organization.